AUGGCAGAUGUGAAGUCUAGUUCCCACCCCGAGGACGAGGUCUCGUCCUUGGGGGAGUCGAGGGAUGUCGACAUCGUAGAUGAGAAAAAGGUACCCGUGGAUGUUACAACUGACUCUUCCCAGGAUAUGGAAGAGGGAGGACAAGAUGGCGAUGAUGAAAUAAUUCACCAUCCUGCCGACCAAGAUGAUAUCUUGACACAUACUCUUCACGUUCAAGAUGAUCCGACCUUGAACUGCUUCACAUUCCGGACAUGGUUUUUGGGCAUUGGUCUAGCAGUGUUCGGAGGUGUUAUUUCAUCGAUCUAUUACUUCAAACCCCAAACCGUUACCGUCUCAACUGUCUUCGUUGCCGUCCUCGCAUACCUUCUGGGUGAGGGUAUGGCAUUUAUCAUCCCGAGAAAAGGCGUGAUAGGGAAAUGGCUCAAUCCGCAUCCCUUCAACGUCAAAGAGCACCUGGCCAUCAUUAUUAUGGCGAAUUCCGCGAGUACCGCCGCCACCGGAAUCGAACUUCUUGCAGUGGAGCGACUUUAUUAUGACGCCAAGCUCAACGCAGCGAUGUCCAUCUUCCUACUGUUCUCUUCACAGAUGCUGGGAUAUGGAAUUGCAGGAUUGAUGCGCAAGACUUUGGUUUACCCCAAGGCUAUGCUGUGGCCGAUCAAUAUUCCCGUUAACAACAUGUUGGAAACACUGUAUCGCCCUCGUUCUGAGACUCGAAAGCCUCUCAUGGUAUUUGGAUAUGUUUUUCUAGCAAUUUUCUGCUGGGAAAUCUUCCCUGAAUGGAUCAUGCCGAUCUUGACGGGUGUCAGUAUCUUUUGCCUGGCGAACCAAAAGAGUGCCACUUUUACAAACAUCUUUGGUGGCUCCGAUGGAAACGAAGGAAUGGGCCUGUUCUCUCUCUGCUUUGACUGGGACUACAUUUCUGGAGGCUACUCACCCCUCUACUACCCUGUCGAGAGUCUUAUCAGUCAGGGCGUAGGUGUGUGCCUCUGUUUGGUUGUCUUCUCCGGUGUUUACUACGGCAAUGUCUGGGAGGCAAAAAGAUUUCCAUUCCUGUCCCAGGUUCUCUUCAGCGAGAAUGCGACUAUUGCAAACCAGCUUGAGUGGAAUCAAACGUUGGUAAUUGGCUCCGACAAUCGCAUCGACCAAGCGGCUCUGGCAGUGGAAGGCCUCCCCUGGUUCUCGGCAACCUAUGUUAUUAACAUUCUGGGCUCGAACAUGUGUAUCUCAGCUGGAAUUGUCCACAUGCUUCUUUGGCACUGGAAGGAAAUGAGUGUAGCUCUGAAGAUCCUCCACCCCCGUGCUAUCAUUCAAAACCUCAACCCUAUGAACUGGAACCUGAAAUUCUGGAGCUCGGAAGUUAAGGCUGACCCGAACGAGGACAACUAUGAUCCCCACUACAAGUUGAUGAUGAAUUACAAGGCUGUCCCCGACUGGUGGUAUAUGCUUGUCCUGGUUCUUUCCGUUACUGUGGCUUUGAUCUGUCUCUACAGGGGUGAUUCCACGUUACCUUGGUGGGGAUUCCUCGUUUCUUGCUUGGUCGCAUGGGCAUUUCUGCUUAUAUUCGGAGCGAUGCAAGCAACAACCGGUAUUACGUUCAUCAUCCAGCCAAUUGUUCAGUUGAUUGGAGGAUACAUCCAACCAGGAAAUCCUGUGGCCAAUAUGUACUUCACUCUGUUUGGGUAUAACUCUGUCAUCCAAGGCGCUCUAUUAUCUCAAGAUCUCAAACUCGCCCAAUACGGCCAUUUGGCCCCUCGUGUCACUUUUACUAUGCAAAUGAUUGGCACUAUCAUUGGUGCCAUCUUCAACUACAUCAUGAUGAAUGAGAUCGUCACCAACCAGCGAGAGAUUCUCUUGUCUGUAGAAGGUACCAACAUUUGGUCUGGACAACAAGUCCAGCAAUAUAACACCUUGUCUGUUGCAUGGGGAGGUCUAGCCCACGAACUAUUCUCAGUCGGUUCUCGGUACCAGUGGUGCAGUCUUUCCAUCCUCCUCGGAUUUCUCUGCCCACUUCCCUUCUAUUUCCUCCACAAAAAAUUCCCAUCUCUCGGCAUGAAUCAUGUCAACACAUCUGUUUUACUGUACUAUAUCGGAUAUCUCUGUGUUGGAAUUAACUCAUCCAUCAUGAGUUUCUUCAUUAUCGGAUUUGGAUCGCAGUGGUACUUGCGACGCUACCACCCUAACAUAUUCGUCAAGUACAACUAUCUGGUUUCGGCAGCCUUGGAUGGUGGUACUUCUGUCAUUGUUUUCAUCAUGUCAUUUGCGAUCUUCGGAGCUGCUGGCAAAUCGGUGGAUUUCCCUUCAUACUGGGGAAACAAUGAGAAUGGAAAUUAUGACUUAUGUCUGUAUACUGAUUAG
This is a messenger RNA of Penicillium malachiteum, 2355 nucleotides long. Its product is annotated as OPT family oligopeptide transporter. The record is from RefSeq and is a predicted model, not a curated record. Gene Ontology annotation, molecular function: oligopeptide transmembrane transporter activity. The transcript has 4 exons. NCBI's taxonomy places the organism in Eukaryota, Fungi, Ascomycota, Eurotiomycetes, Eurotiales, Aspergillaceae. Gene Ontology annotation, biological process: transmembrane transport. The coding region runs from base 1 to 2355 and encodes 784 amino acids.